UUUACAAGCGGUCGUUGGCCAGAAUUUUCCGUUAAAUAUAAUAUAAAUUUCGAUCGUUAUAAUUUUGUUUAUCGUUGCGUUGUCAUUAUCACGAUGAAAUGAGCUUUGAUAGUGUUGUGCCAUUAUGGUCCCAAAUGUCGAACUUUAAGGUUUUUGUGAUUUGUGAAUGAGAUCAAAAUGGCCGGCAAGAUCACCGCUGCUUUUUUCGUCUUCGUUACCGUCGCUUUUCUCGCAAACGUCGGAUUUGUCGUCGGCAACCCUGCGAUCGCAACUGGCUACGAUCCCCUGGAGGUUUGCAUCGAGAACUGCGCACAAUGCAAGAAGAUGCUGGGCGCGUGGUUCGAAGGUCCCCUCUGCGCUGAAUCCUGCAUCACCUUCAAGGGAAAGCUGAUCCCUGAAUGCGAAAACUUCGCGUCAAUCUCACCUUUCCUAAACAAACUUUAAUUUUCUACUAUGAAGCUGUAUGGAUUGAUUUGAUUGAUUGAGUAUCUCUGUGAAAUGCCAUUCGGUAGUAGGUACAGGUCUUAUUUUAUGUUGUGCAAAAUAUGUGCAGGGACUGUUUUCGUUUUUUUUUCAAGGCUCUUUGAAAUGUAUAAGAAAUAAUUUAUUGUUUGAGCAAAAUAUAUGUUAAAUGUUUUAAUUUUUACUUAAAAGUUAUAUUUUCCAAGUCCUACGCUCUAUUUUUCAAAUCGAUACUUAAUUAAAACAUUUCCUGCCUACCCGUUUUGGGAUACUACUACUGCUAAACUGUAUUAGGUACUAAUUUCAUAGUGAUACUCGAUUGAUACGAGAUCUAUUAGAAAAACAUUCCAACCGACGACAUGCCAAAGCAUUUGAUACUCUAUGUAAUUAGAUUUAAGUCGAUAUUUGUAAGUUUUAUACUCGUUUAUAUUACAGGGAUUAAUGUAAGAUAAUAUUGAAAAAUAAAAGAAUUUUAUCGAUUA
Messenger RNA from Spodoptera litura, 944 nucleotides. RefSeq names its product eclosion hormone (gene EH). Gene Ontology annotation, molecular function: ecdysis-triggering hormone activity. Lineage: Eukaryota; Metazoa; Arthropoda; Insecta; Lepidoptera; Noctuidae. Gene Ontology annotation, biological process: ecdysis, chitin-based cuticle; neuropeptide signaling pathway. The record is from RefSeq and is a predicted model, not a curated record.